This is a messenger RNA of Funneliformis caledonium, 819 nucleotides long. The record is from the annotation of a GenBank genome assembly. NCBI's taxonomy places the organism in Eukaryota, Fungi, Glomeromycota, Glomeromycetes, Glomerales, Glomeraceae.
AUGUCUAAUAGAAGGAGACUAAGAAGAUAUCGUCCAAAUAGUUCAACCAUGUUAAGUGUUAACGACCUAAAUUCACUUGUUAAUAAUCCAGACACUUUAUCCGACAAUUCACACUUCAAUAAAGCGAACUCGAACACGCCACUUAAUCCCAACACAUUCCCGCUACCUGGUAAUCAAAACACGCAACCUACCCCGCAAUCUGGUAAUCCAUACACGCAACCAAUCAUGCUAACUGGUAAUCUGAACGCGCAACCUACCCCGCAAUCUGGUAAUCCAAACGCGCAAUCAACCACGCUAUCUGGUAUUCCAAACGCGCAACCAAUCCCGCUAACUGGUAAUCCAUACGCGCAACCUACCCCGCAAUCUGGUAAUCCAUACAUGCAACCAAUCAUGCUAACUUGUAAUCUAAACGCGCAACCUACCCCGCAAUCUGGUAAUCCAAACGCGCAACCAACCACGCUAUCUGGUAUUCCAAACGCGCAACCAAUCCCGCAAUCUGGUAAUCCAAACGCGCAACCAACCACGCUAUCUGGUAUUCCAAACGCGCAACCAAUCCCGCUAACUGGUAAUCUAAACGCGCAACCUACCCCGCAAUCUGGUAAUCCAAACGCGCAAUCAACCACGCUAUCUGGUAAUCCAAACGCGCAAUCAACCCCGCUACCUGGCAAUGUUCAAAACACGCAGUCCGGCAAUAAUCCAAUCCCGUGUCGCACACCAAAUAAUAAUAAUCAAUAUAUGAUAAAUAUUAUUGCGCGACUUCAACAACAAUCAACGGGGAACGAUUCACUUGACGAAUUCUAUAAUGGAUUCAAAUUUUGA